Molecule: messenger RNA, 3699 nt
Organism: Myotis daubentonii (Daubenton's bat)
Lineage: Eukaryota; Metazoa; Chordata; Mammalia; Chiroptera; Vespertilionidae
Gene: LIMA1
Product: LIM domain and actin binding 1
Source: RefSeq, a predicted model, not a curated record
GCCGGCCCGGGGCGGGGCCGCAGGAGCUGGAGGGGCCGCGGCCAGGUCGCGACAGGUGCGCGAGGCAGAGCGCCUGGGAUCCGGGCAGGGCUGGUGCCGGCGCAGAGAGAAGACCGCUUUCAGCCAGGUAUUUCAGUAUCUGUAGACAAAAUGGAAUCAACUCCAUUUAAUCGACGGCAGUGGACUUCACUAUCAUUGAGGGUAACGGCCAAAGAACUUUCUCUUGUCAAUAAGAACAAGUCAUCGGCUAUUGUAGAAAUAUUCUCCAAGUACCAGAAAGCCGCUGAAGAAGCAAAUUCAGAAAAGAGGAGAAAUAACACCGAAAAUCCCCCCCAGCACUUUAGAAGGGGAAUCCUGACUGCGUUAAAGAAGAAGUGGGAGAACCCAGUGCUGGGAGCUGAGUCUCACACGGACUCUCUGCGAAACAGCAGCACUGAGGUCAGACACAGAGACGACCAUCCUCCUGCUGAAGUGGUGAGCAACUCUGCCUCUGGGGCCGAAGCUAACCGAGAGGAACAAGUCCAUCGCAGAACUAGACUUGGAUCACCUGCUGAAGCCCAUAUUCAGGAUCCGUAUCACCGCAUUGAGGACAGUGAACCUCUAAAAGACCACUCAACAGGAAAGAACAAAAUGGAAAACUGUCUAGUAGGAGAAUCCAGGCAUGAAGUAGGAAAGCCCGAAAUCAGUGAAAAUACAGAAGCUACAAACAAAAUAGAGAAAUAUAAUGUCCCGCUGAACAGGCUUAAGAUGAUGUUUGAGAAAGGCGAACCAUCUCAAACCAAGAUUGUUCGGACCCAAAGCCGAAGUGCAGGUGGAAGGAGGAUCUCUGAAAACAGCUAUUCUCUGGAUGAUUUGGAAAUAGGGCCAGGUCAAGUGUCAACUUCUGCAUUCAAUUUGGAAAAAAGUGAGACUAGGCGAAACCUGGAGAUCCCACGCCUGUCAGAAACCUCCAUAAAGGAUCGAAUGGCCAAGUACCAGGCAGCUGUGUCCAAACAAAGCAGUUCCACCAACUACACAAAUGAAUUGAGAGCCAAUGGCAGUGAAAUCAAAAUUCAUAAGUUGGAACAAAAGGAGAAUGUGCCCCCGGGUCCCGAGGUCUGUAUCUCCCAUCAAGAUGGAGAAAAGGUUUCUGCAGCUGAGAAUAGCUUGGCAGUCCGUUCCACGCCUGCUGAAGUUGACUCCCCAGGUAACUCCCAGGUUAAGAGUGAAGUCCAGCAACCUGUCCAUCCCAAGCCACUAAGUCCAGAUGCCAGAGCCUCCAGCCUUUCUGAGAGUUCUCCUCCCAAAGCAGUGAAGAAGUUUCAGAUACCUGCAAGAGAGACCUGUGUGGAAUGUCAGAAGACAGUCUACCCGAUGGAGCGUCUCUUGGCCAACCAGCAGGUGUUUCAUGUCAGUUGCUUCCGUUGCUCCUAUUGCAACAACAAACUUAGUCUUGGAACAUAUGCAUCACUACAUGGGAGAAUCUAUUGCAAGCCUCACUUCAAUCAACUCUUUAAAUCUAAAGGCAACUAUGAUGAAGGCUUUGGGCACAGACCACACAAAGAUCUGUGGGCAAGCAAAAAUGAAAAUGAAGAGACACUGGAGAGACCAGCCCAACUUCCAAAUGCAGGGGAGACCCCUCAGAGCUCAGGGGUAGAAGAUGCCCCCAUUGCCAAGGUGGGUGUGCUGACCGCAAGCAUGGAAGCCAAGGCCUCCUCUCAGCCAGAGAAAGAAGACAGGCCAGCUGAAACCAAGAAGUUAAGGAUCGCCUGGCCGCCCCCCACUGAACUCGGCAGUUCAGGAAGUACAUUGGAGGAAGGAAUAAAAGUAUCCAAGCCCAAAUGGCCUCCUGAGGAUGAAAUCAGCAAGCCUGAAGCGCUGGAGGAUGUAGAUCUGGAUCUGAAGAAGUUGAGGCGAUCUUCUUCGCUGAAGGAAAGAAGCCGCCCAUUCACUGUAGCAGCUUCAUUUCGAACCCCUUCCGUCAAGAGCCCCAAAUCCUUGUCCCCGCCUCUCAGGAAGGGCUGGAGCAUGUCAGAGCAGAGUGAGGAGUUUGUAGGAGGAACAGCAGCAGGGAGGAAACAAGUGGAAAAUGCCAAUGCCUCUGAGAAGAAUGGGAGUGUGGGAAAAACAACCUGGCAAAACCAGGAAUCUAAAGGAGGGGAGGCAGGGAGGAGAAGUAAGGAAGUUUAUAGUUUUGAGAUGGGGAGUGAGAAUCUUGUAGAAAAUGGUGCAAACUUAGAUGAAGAUGAUAGAAACCUUUCCAAUCAGCAGUCUCCACUAGAACCCAAGUCUCCAAAUUGGUCCAGCUUUGCAGAUAAUACCUCUCCUAAAGAAUUCACUACUCAGAAUCAGAAGUCCCAGGAUGUGGGAUUCUGGGAGGGAGACGUAGUCAAAGAGCUGUCUGUAGAGGAGCAGAUAAAGAGAAAUCGGUACUAUGAUGAGGAUGAGGAUGAGGAUGAGGAAUGAUAAACUGCAGUGGUGCUGGGCCUUACCUUGUGCUAGUGUUAGUGAGCCACUGCCCUUUAUCAGAGUGAUGUAUGUAUACAGUUAUCUUAGCAUAAACUGUAAUUUAUGGGGAAGUAAUUUUGGGAAACAGUUCUUGCUUCAAAAAAAAAUAAAAUCCCAUACUGCAGCUUAUCUCUAAAUGCUAGAGAUAACAUUACCUAAAUCCUCUAUUUUAGCCAUGAUGAUAUACAUAAGUGCGUUAAGGUCUUAUAAAAAUGGAGGGGAAUGUUCCAACUGAUAUAGUCCAGACUCCACUGUGUUCCCCGAAGGCAAUAUGAAAUAUAUAGAUGAUUAGUAUAGUACAUUGUUACUCUAAAAAUUGAAUCAUUCAGAGGGAUUUAGGGGCCUAAACAAUAUUACUGUCUGCACUUUAGUAUAAAGGGCACAGUUUGUAUAUUUUUAAAUGAAUACCAAUUUAAUAAUUUAGUAUUCAACUGUUAAGAAAUCAAAUAUAUAGUCUUUUUUUAAAAUUUUAGGUUAACUAUCUUACUCAGAUAUAUAUGGGGGAUUUGCUUUGCAUCCUGCUCUUGAAACCACACCCUAACCUGGAUUUAUAACACAGCCAUCUUUCUGAAACACCUUUUAAGCACCUUUGGUGCUUGGAGAGAUCCACUGUCUUCCAAGUAAACUAUAGUAUUUGCCAAUAAGUGUGACUAUACCCCAAGUGAUUGAUUGCUUCUCUGGUGGUAGCUGUGGUUCUCAUAAUUUGCUAAAAGAUACAAUAUUUUAUUAAGAUUUUUAUAUUACUGUUUGACAUGUUUCAUGUUACAGCAAAGUGAGUUUAAAGAAGGAAUAACGGGGCGGGGGGUGGGGAGUGAACCGCCUUAAUCCACUUGAGCUCAGACCCCCAAACCAUAUAUUUCGCUUCAGAUAUUCCCUUUCUGGGACACUAAUUUUUUAAUUCCUAUCAGCUCUGAAAUGUAUUGAUUUUUAUGGCAGACAGUAUCCCCAGGGUGCAAUUAAACCAAUUAUAGGCCUUUGUGUGUGUAUGUUAAGUCGUUGGAACAUUAUAAACUUGAGUACAUUUGUUGUACAUAAUUGAUAUUCCAAAUUAUAUGUGGUGAAGGGAGUUGUUAAGCUAUAGGCUUUUCUUUGUACUACAUUUUUAGAAAUUUAGCUCUAAUAUUUUUUAGAAAUGUAAAAUGUUCUGCUUUCUUACAGUCUUGCUUAGUCUGAAACAUUUUUAUUCAAUAAAGCUUUAAAUUUACAUUUGAA